AAAAAUUCAAACCUAUCCAUGAAUGGGAAACUAGUGCAAUCGCUAAUCAAUUUGUUCCCCUUUUAACAUUAAGAUAUGAUGAUCAAAUGUGUAUUCAUUAUCGGAUUCGAUAAGCUUAUCAAAAAGGGAUAUGUCACGAAUGGGAAACCAAAUAUCCAUGAGAUAAUAGACUACGCAAGUAAAAUAAAAUUUAAAUUUAGACAAAUUGCAAUAGUUUGGCAGAUUAUAAUAGGUGCAGGAACCUUGUGAUAUUAGACAUGAAUUGGAUCAAUUGAAAGAUGAAAUAAGUAAAUUAACACAAUAGAUCCAUUAUAAUAAUUCAAUAAUGUAAUGAUUAUGAUCUAAAAGCUAAGACAACGUCAGACUCAAAGAAGUCACGAUCGACUAAUACAAAAUGUGUCUCCUAUAUAUGAUGACCGAAAGAGAUCGGCUUCACUUGGAUUCAAACAGUAGUAAUAAUUGGUACAAAAAAAGUCGAAGGAGAUAACUCCAAAGGUUACGGAAACAACACCUCAAAGCAUUAAUUAGAUACACAUAACGAUCUCUAAACAUCAUUUAGAUGACACAGAGAUCAAAUCUGUUAUGAGAGACAAUCUAAUAAAAGAUAAACCUCCAAAACCAAUGAAAGUUACUUCGGAGAAUCCUUAGAAGAAGAGUCACUUUGCUGAUUACCAGCACACCGAUACAGAAGAGCCCCCCAUAUUCGAAGACACAGACAGAUAUCCAGUCAGAGAUAAUUAUAUUCCACAAUACAUAUAAUAUUCAUAACAUAGCCAACAAUCCUUAUAAUAAUAAUAAUAAUUCUUAUAAUAAUCUUAAGUAUCCUCAUAAUCAAAUACUAAACAAAGUGAUCAAAUUACACAGAAUACGCAUAACACCAAUUAAACAUUUGCACAACCUCAAUCAAGUUAAAAAUAAUUAUUGCAAACUUCUAAAUCCUCUCAUGGUCAACAAAGAUCCCCAAAUAGAUCUCCAAAAUUUAAAUACUCAUAAAAGUAAUAAUUCAAGAAGAAUCUAGAAACUGUGCAGGAAGAGAACUCACAAUCUUAUAUGAAAUAACAAAGUAGUCACUCUGCUUCCUCAAAAGGGAGAGCAUCUCAUAGAUAAACCAAAACCCAGUCAAACACUCAGGCAGUAUCCAAAAUCAAAGCAUUGCUUGAUUAGGAUAAGAAAUUGCAUAAACAACAUCUAUAAGAUAUAGCGAGUGAAAGAAACUCCGUUACCAACUCUUUUAUAAAUUCAUCAGAAAAAUUAAAAAUGAUGCAUUAAGAAUAUCUAUCUGAAAACAAUAAGUUAUCUACUCAAGAAUUGAAUGAAUCUAUUCAUAAAAGAGCUAUCUCUAAUAGUAGUUUUUAUAAACAAUAGUAAUAACAAAUGUCACCAUAAUUAGAUUAUGAACCAAAGUUAAUGGGACAGGCUCAAUAUAAUUAAUUACAAGGCUCCAUUUCAAUGACCAACUCAAAUAGAGGAAGCAGCUUUCUGGGGAAUCACUAAAUUUAAGAUAAUAUCUUGAUUUAUAGCAAAUACAAACAGUAGAUCUUGGAUCAAUACUCACCAAAAGUAAAUUAUCACUAUCGACCAUCAAGUGUGGGAAAGCAGCAAGAAAGUGACUUGAAACGAUCUGAAGAUUUCAACAGAAGUUCUGUGAGUAGCACCUUCUCUAUGUUCAAUCCGAAUGAAGAAUUAAAGACAUUCUUUUAGAAUGAUUUCUUGGAAAGGAAGAGAUUCACUCAACAGGGAUAUAGUGACAUGAUGAAACAAGUAAGAGAUGUAUCAAUUUAUGUAGUCCUCCUUGAAUUCAUCGCAAGAACACAACUAGCAUCAUAGCAAAUACAUAACGGCAAGUUAGAUUGAGGAUCAAUAAAAUUAUAGUAAAAAUCUAUAUAGUCCCCAAUAAUAUUAAAAUGUUGAUAAAUCUAAUGUGUUCAAUAAUAAUCGAUUAAGUGUAACAAGAAUACUAAAUAAUUCAUAAAUAUGAAAUUAUAUUCGUUUUUUUAUUCUAAUGAAAUUAUUAUUUAUUGCACUCCUAGUGCUAGGAAAUACAUAAUGGAUUACAUCGUAUUAGGCAUUCCAAUCGGAUGAGUUUGACUCCUUGGAUGGUAUAUACAAAAUUAACAUCAAGGCUGGGUGAUCUAAAAUUAAUUCGAAGCAACUACAGACAUAAUCACAAAAUGUAGUGGUAAGAAUAUAGUUGGAGGACUCAAGACCUUUGGGACGAAAAGCACAGCAACUAAAUUAAUAAAGAUACCACCUCAUUAUAAAUUAAAGUUCAAUCUGCAACUGUGGAAGUAUAGAAAUUACAAUCUAAUUCAACUAGAAUAGGAGAAUGGGAAAACGAUGUAUUUUCAGUUUAUGUUGAUGGAGUUCCCUGGGAAAUGAAAUGGGGAUUUACAGAAGGUGGAAUUCGUUUAUGUGGAGGAUAGGAAUAAAAAAGUAGUGACAAAGUUUUCGAUGUUGAAUUUGAUAUACUUCAUAAUUCACCUACAGUUACAACCGUUUUGGCUACUACUUCUUAAGGGAAAGCAGACGUCUAGGCUUGGGGAUUUAGAUAAAUGAAGAUAUCAUUUAUUCCAUGUCCAUCAGAGUGUGGCAUAUGUCAUAAUGAUAAAGUAUAAGAAUGCAAACAUUGGAAUCAAGAGGCUUUGAGUUGGUUCCAUGUAGAUACCAAAUUAGAAGGCUGGAAAUUAGAGAAUGGAAAACCUAAGGGAUAUGAAUGUUCUGGUAUUGUGGUUUUUGGGGGAUACGAAAAUAUUGGUGCUAAAGCUUUAUUGUCAAAUACAUUUACUAACAUGGUGCCUCAUAGUAAAGUGAUGGUUAAAUUUACUUUUUGGAAGGUAAAAUUACAAUUUAUUUAGAUUGAUUUAUGGGAUAAUGAAGAAUUCUACGUGAAAAUUGAUGAUAAGUAAGUCUAAAAAUUGGCAUUCUAAAAAACAGAUGGAAUUGACUUAUGCGGAGCGUAAAUUUAUGAGUAUUUCUAGUUAAUAAAUAAACCCUGGUUAUGGAGAGAAAAUUGUAUCUAUUGAGAUUAUUUAAAAACAUUCAAGUCCAACUUUAACUAUUUCAUUUACUACUUCAUUGAAGAAUGACCCUGAUGAACAAUCAUGGGGAGUACGUGACUUCUUUUUAUUUGCUGCAUAAUGUACUAAAUUCUGUGAUGAAUGUGUUGGAACUGCAGAAAAUGAAUGUACUAGAUGUUAGCCAACACACAUAUUGUAAGAUGGAAAAUGUGUUAACAAAAAUGAAUGGUAUAUCUUAUCUAAAGAGUUCUUUACUCCUGAGUAAUUUAAUAAAGUAGAUGGAUGGACAUUUUAAGAUGUUGAUCCUGCUGGUCCCAAUCCACCAUUCACUAAAUGUGGUGAUUUAGGAUUAGUUGGUGGUUACUUAGCUUUUGGAAAAGUAUAUCUAAUAAUUUUCAUUUUAGAAAACUACGGUUUAAAAAGUGUUUAACUUACCCAAACAUGACUUUAUUAGAAUUAGAGCUACAGUGUAUAAGAUUGAUCAAUGGGAUGGAGAAGAGUUGACUAUGUAUGUUGAUAACCAAGAAUUCUGGAGUCAAUUCUUAGGAUGGAAUGAUCCUGGUUAAAGUGAUAUUUGUGGUAAUCAGAAUGGAAAUUGGAAAGAAAGAAUUAUGAAUAUAGAUAAAAUCAUCCCUCAUUCUUAAUCGGAGUUAAUUGUGGAUUUCAAAAGCACUCUUUAAAAAACUGCAGAUGAGGCUUCUUGGGGAUUUAGAGAGUUUUUAUUGUUAUAUUCGCCAUUAAAAGAAUGCAUUGAAGUCUUUAGUGAGUGUAAUUAUAAAGGUAAAUCCCAGAAGGUUUGUGACAAUCUUGAAUCUCUUAAAGAUGUAUUUAAUAGAUGCUAUAUAGUCAUAAAUAGAUUUUGAUAUCAAAUCAAUCAAAAUCCCAGAAGGCUUGAAAAUUACAGGUUUUAAGAACCCUGGAUUCAAAGGAGACAGAGUAGAAUAUGAAACCAAUCAAGAAUGUAUUGAUAAAAUUGAAUUUUCAUUGAUUUAAAAGUAAUUAACGGGAAAUCUGAAAUAUAUAAAUAAAUGA
Messenger RNA from Paramecium octaurelia, 4049 nucleotides. Lineage: Eukaryota; Ciliophora; Oligohymenophorea; Peniculida; Parameciidae. The record is from the annotation of a GenBank genome assembly.